Molecule: messenger RNA, 1536 nt
Organism: Guillardia theta CCMP2712
Lineage: Eukaryota; Cryptophyceae; Pyrenomonadales; Geminigeraceae
Exons: 1
Source: RefSeq, a predicted model, not a curated record
AUGCAGUUCCAGCCCGUCCAGCCCGACGGCUCUUUCUCCAGCCAAAAGGCAAGCGAAUCCUUCAGCCGAACAGCCUCGCUGGCUCCCACUGUGCCCUUUCAGAACGACCGGGGGGAAGCAAGUCUGCUCGAGCAGAUUGAGGCGUCUGUAAUCGGAUCAUGUGCUCCUGUUCAGACCCCCUUCGGGACUCGCAAGCUCGUCUACGCGGACUACACAGCUUCCGGCCGUUCGCUCACGUUCAUUGAGGACGCGAUCCGGCAUGAAGUGCUGCCCCACUACGCCAACACGCACACGACGGUGUCACACACGGGGAAGCAGACCUCCAAGUACCGCGAGGAAGCGAGGAGCAUCAUCUUCGAGAGCGUUCACGGCAAGGAAGGCAAAGACGUCGUGUUGUUCGCGGGGUCAGGAUGCACAGCAGCCAUCUACAAGAUGGUUCAGCUGCUGAAGCAGAGCAAGGGGUGGAGGGAGAGCCUGGAGAGGAAGGAGCGGCCGCUGGUCAUCAUCGGACCGUACGAGCAUCAUUCCAACAUCCUGCCAUGGCGGGAGAGCGACGCGGAUGUGGUGGAGGUGCAGCUGAAGGGGAAGGGAGGAGUCGACCUUGACGACCUGCGCCGGGUGCUGUUGAAGAACAGGGGGAGGAGGAUGAAGAUAGGAUCAUUCUCCGCCGCCUCCAACGUCACGGGAGUGCUGACGGAUGUAGAAGAGAUCGCUACAGUCCUCCACGAGCACGGAGCCCUCGCCUUCUUCGACUACGCGGCUGCUGGGCCCUACGUGGACAUCGACAUGAACCCCUCGAGGCCUCUGGCCUACAAGGACGCUGUCUUCAUCUCUCCGCACAAGUUCGUGGGGGGGCCGUCGACUCCCGGGGUCCUCGUCUUCAACAAGAAGGCCGUAUAUGAGGACGCCAAGGCGCGAGGGUCUCCCUGCACGCCAGCGGGAGGGACCGUCCUGUUCGUGUCCAACUUCGAGCAUCGGUACCUAGACUCGGUCGAGGAGAGGGAGGAGGGAGGCACGCCGGAGAUCGUAGGAGCGAUCCGGUGCGGUCUGGUGUUCCGACUGAAGAUGGAGGUGGGAGUGAGAACGAUCGAGGAGCGGGAGCGUCACUUCUGGAAGGAGGCAAAGGCAGCAUGGGGGGCUAGCGGGAAGGUGUUCAUCUUGGGGGACGAGAACCUGCCGCGGCUGAGCAUCGUCUCGUUCGUGGUGGCGCACGGGAAGCGGCUGCUGCAUCACAACUUCGUCGCUUGCCUGCUCAACGACCUCUUCGGCAUCCAGAGCCGAGCAGGGUGCGCGUGCGCCGGCCCCUUUGGCCAGCGGCUCUUUGACAUAAGCGUUUCGGCAGGGUUCGUGAUCGAGACGGCUGCCCUGCAGGGGGACGAAGCGAUCAAACCCGGGUUCGUGCGGCUCAACUUCAACUUCUUCCUCUCGGAAAAGACGGCCCGCUUCCUUGUUAAUGCCGUUCUGUUCGUCGCCGAGCACGGCUGGAAGCUCCUACCUCUCUACCGGCUCGUUCCUAGGACGGGGGAGUGGCGGUAC